Molecule: messenger RNA, 2585 nt
Organism: Paramacrobiotus metropolitanus
Lineage: Eukaryota; Metazoa; Tardigrada; Eutardigrada; Parachela; Macrobiotidae
Exons: 2
Coding region: 185-2182 (665 amino acids)
Source: RefSeq, a predicted model, not a curated record
CGGAUUACCAGAUUUCACAAGUAACGAGCCUUGCAGAUGCUCUUGAAGUCUUCCACUGCAACGAUUUAUCGAUAUAAGUCAUUUUAAGUACUACUCUACAGUAAGCUAUCAAUAACUAAAAUAAUGAUAAAAAGUAUAACCUGACGAAUGUCCGUAUUUCAUUUUGAUAAAGGAUAAGAAAGACAUGCACAAUCUAAUUGUUAAAUUCGAAAAGCAACGCCAUCCUGUGAGAUUGUCUGGUUCUCGAGCAUCUCGACACCAGUCCCAAAGGUCAUCAUCACUCCACGCCAAGUAUGUCGCUCUUCUGGACCGCAUCCAAAACGACAGCUUCCACGGUCAGUCGCGCUUCUCCACCAAGAACCUUCUCCGCAAACACUGUCUGCACCACCAUCUCCCGCAGCUGCAAAGGUCACCCGCCGCGCUCCUGGCGCGCCACCUCCUCCACUUUGACAUCUUCCAGGAAAUCCAGGCCAGUCCCUACGACGCCAAAAGCGCCGGCUGCCACCGAGAUCUCGACUACCGCCCCGGCCACUGUCCGUGGUGUCUGGAAGGCAUCCUGACCGCCGUGGACACGGAGAACCCCAAGACCCUGCGGGCGGUGCUGCGCUCAGGGUUCUCGGUGGCCACCAAGCUGCAGAGUAGCCCGGAGGAUGGGUUUGUGUGUAUGGGAAAAGGGGCGUGGAAGGACGGUUUCAACUGGGCCAAGGUGGUGCCCCUGUGGGAUAUGGAUUUCGGAUUGUGUGUCUUUGUCAAACUGGCGCUGUUAAGGGAUUCGCUGGCCAAACGGGAGAUGAUGCUGAUGGUGGCGCGGGCCGUGUGCGCACGGGGAAACGCCGUCGGGAGGGAAUUUCGGUUUGCUGUAAUAAAGAAUUUGGUGCUCUUCCGCAGGAAGUGUAUUGAAGAAGCGCUGGACAAGGCGAAGGUUGAUGGAUCGUUAUUUUUUCGGGGUUUAUCGAGGGCACAAAUUACCAGCAAAUACAGUUUAUCCAACAUUCCAUCGCCGGAUGAAUUGAUUACACUCUUAUUCGACACGAUCCCCCUUCCGAAAAAGCAGUACAACCAUCUGGCUGAGCGGCUGUGGCGCGUCUUCUUCGAUUUACUGUUAUCCUGCGCUCCUAUGGCAAUACAGCUCUUUUUGACCAAUCCCCAUCUAAACCAGCUGAUUAAAACCGGCGCCGCCCUAACCGCCUAUUCCGGCUUCCCCAAAGCCAUGCUCCUCCCGGGGCCCAGUGUCAGCGUCUCUACCUGGCUCAACACCAGCAUUGGCUAUUUCUACGUGGCGGAAGCGGUGCUGACGCAGCAUGUAACCAAACGCAUCUUGCACCGUUUAUGUGAUCUGCGUCGGUUGGCUGGAUUCUCCUACGAGCACUGGACCGCGUAUUUAUCGUUCUGUAUCCGUGCGAUACAGGAACACGGGUUUGAUCUGCGCCUGAAUGACACCCCGCUGGGAAUGCAGCAGGUGGCGCUGCUGUCGCGUACCGGGAAAUGGUACUAUUUAACCGCGAUUGUGAAGGAAUUGAUUAAAAUUUCCGGGUAUGUGUCGUAUGGUCAACAGAUCGCGUCGCUCUUCACAUUGUCACCGGCACGGAUCAGUCUGGAUGUCGGCUGUCAGGGCGGCAUCCCGGUGAUGAUUAAGAAACCGUGGAAACGUUACGUGCUGGAAUGUGCGGAGGUGCUGCAGUUCCUCCGUAUCCUGAACAACGUUCCUGUGGACAAAUUAAUUCGUAUGGUGCAGGACAAUGGGAAUGCGGGAGAAUUCUUGGGACGGUUCGGCAAAUACGGGAAAUACUUUCAGAAGGUGUUGGCGUACGAGGUGACCUUGCAGGAUUUAGCCCGCUGUUCGAUCCGCCAGUGUAUCGGGUCGGCGCAUUUCGUCCGGGAUGUUCAGGCGUUGAAGAUCCCGGAAAAAUUCCAGAGUUUCAUCAUCGGGGAUGUCCUGUCGUUCCGUCGCCCUUGUGCGAAAAGGACGCCAGAGAAUGUUCAUUCGGUGGGAAAUUGGUCUGGGGUGACGGGGCUAGGAGGAUCCGGAAAGGUUGAGGGAAUGCCGCUGCCGAUGGACGAUUCGACGAUCUGGCUAGAUAAGCCACAGCGACCUCCGGGACGGGGUGUGCUGAGCUGGGCGAUGAAGGUGUACUCGCCGGAAAUGGUCGUGCUGCAUGACCUAAUGCAGGCCAAAACCUAAGGCCGGUUUACAUUAUACUCUGCAGUUAACAAAAAAACUGAUAGAGGACGAUGAUGUGAUUAGAGAAUCUGAUGAUUUAGAUCCCCAACGGGAAUCCUGCUGGUUUGUUACCCUAACUGAUAAUGUUUAUGCAAAUACGGUACAUACAUACUACUCAGUAAUAAGUAAUUAAAUAUUAUUCCGGGCGACUGUAAUGGGUACGAUUAAUUUUGCUUCAUUGGCGGAAGAUCCUUUAUUUUUUAAAGGUGGGAGAUUUUAAUUCUUCGGGAUGUUUUCUUCAGUGCCGGCAGACAUUGUUCCUUAAUCCUUAAUAAUUAUGCUGGAUAACUUGAUUCUUUAACGCUGGGAGACUUAACAAUGUUUGGGAGACUUUAUACUUCGUUGCUGGCAAACCUUAUUCUUC